GUACUAAGUGUACUUGUGGCUAAAGAACGCGCAUUUUAUGCAACACAUUCAACUAUCUCAUGAUAUAUUUAGUCCAAGGCCGUUGUUCGAGAGUAGAUAUAGUGUCUGUGAAGACACGUUGAUUCAGGAAAUAUGUCAAAAAUCAGUGUGGAAUUGCCCGACGGAAAGACAUAUAAGUACAUAUAUGAAUCUGGAUUACUUUAUGAUGAGUUGAUUUUGAAUUUAGUGCCUGACAAAGACCUAAAAACGCAAAUUGAAAAUAUACUUAAUCUUGAUAUUCGGGAAAAUGAUGUUUAUCUGGCGACCUUUCCGAAAAGCGGAACACACUGGGUAUGGGAAAUUUUGGGUAUGUUGAAAAAUGGGAGAUCGACAUACGAUACGAAAACAAAACAAUCAGCAACAUUGGACUUUCAGUCACCAGAACUUAUCGGAAAUAUUACAUCACCAAGGAUCCUGAACUGCCAUUACCCGUGUAAACUCACACCAAAGGGAGUAUUCAAUAAAGGAGUGAAAAUAGUUCAUGUUAUGCGAAACCCAAAAGAUGUUAUUGUAUCUUGCUAUUAUCACAUGAAGAUAAUGGCUGGUGAACUCUUUCAAUUAAGUUUUCAAGAGUUUCUUCCCUUGAUGCUUGGUGACUAUGGCACAUACUUUUUCUACCCAUGGUUCAAAUACGUAAAAGAAUGGGAGAGAUUUUCAAAGAAACAUCCAGAUCAAAUACUUAACAUAUACUAUGAAGACUUAAAGGAGGAUUCCGUCCGUGAAAUAAAGAAAAUGGACACAUUUCUAGGAACGGGACAAAAUGAUGAUGUUAUCAAAGAGAUAGCUGAAGCAUGUAGAUUUAAAAACAUGAAAAAAGCUGAUGCAGAAGUCAAGUUGCCCGAGGAGUUCAUGGUUAAAGCAGGAAGACCAUGUUUGUAUAGAUUAGGUGAAGUAGGUGACUGGAAAAAUCACUUCACCCUUGAACAAAAUGAGCAAGUGGAUAAAUGGAUUGAGGAGAAUUUGGUUGAAACAGAACUUUCGUUUAAAUACACACUUUGAAUACAAAGAAAGGAUAUAUGAAUAAAACAAUUAAAUAUGUAAGAGAUGUACAUAAAACAAUGAGACUUUCACUUUUAAAAACACUGUGUAUUUUUCUUACACGCCUUACAAGGACACAGAUACAAAAAGAGAAAUAAAAUAUAGCAAUUAUUGGAAAUGUAAAAUUUCUCUUUAAGAAAUAACUAAUCUAAAAGCUAUAACCUAAUCUAAAAGCUAUAAUAACAAUUCGUUUUUUACAAGCAAUGACUUAUCUAUACAUCAUAUAAAAUUUAAUGUAUAUAAAUAUAUAAAGACCAAUGUAACAACAUUACCAGUGCAUGGGGGCAAAAAUAAUGAAUUCUAUACUAAGUCUUGAUCAUUUAGGACUUAAUGAUAUAAGAUUGUUUUAUGAUACCAAUUAAAAUUGUUUUCAUUUAAAGGAGUAAUUUAUACAAGAUUUGUAGAACGAUUUUUGGCAUGCAGUUAAUGAUUUUUGGCACUGCAAAAAUUGGAAAGCAAUUUUUCAAACCAAUAUGAGAAAAAUGGAAAUACGACUUAGCUCUCACGAUAUUAGCUUGACUUUUUUUUUACUUAUAUAUAUAUGCGUUUAUGUAAAAAUGUGUGUAUAUAUAUAGGAUAUGGAAAGGAUUCAUACUUUGACAAAACUAAUUUGACAAGACAGACCGAUUAAAUUUAUAAAAAGGAAACGUUAAGAUUUGUUCAAACAUUUCUUUGUUAGAAAAAGUAAACCCCGCCCGGCGCGGCGAUACAUGUACUACGACCUUUGAAGGUAACUAGGGUUUGACUUGAUUAUUAGUCUUUACAAGAGUAACUUGCCUUAGUAGUCAGUCUAUUUUUAGAACAAACACGGAAUAAAAAGAAAAUGUUAACAGUGCAUAAAUUGGAUGAAAAUUCUUCUAUUUCUUUGAAAAUUGUGAAAUUACAAUUGCAUGUACUGAAUUUAUAUCAAAACUUAAAUAGAAGAAAUUGUAGAGAUUUUAGUGAUAUUAUAAUAAAAAUAGGCAAAGAAUCAGUAUAAUUAAUGUACUUGAUUUAAUUCAAGUGUAUGUAUAUGAUAAACGAAUAGCUGUAACGUUUUAUUUUGUGUGGUCGUAUAAAGUCUUUGGAAAAUGUGUAGAUUUCAUACUUACCUGGUACAGGGAACACCGUGAUCUGCAAGGCGGUUUCCCCAGAAAGAGGCCCUUCCAUUGCACUUCGGUUGGGCUGACGUCUGCGAUAGCCCCAAAUGUGGGUUACUCGGGUACGCAAUUUAUUGGUGUGGGGACUGCGUUCGCGCUA
Ruditapes philippinarum (Manila clam) is the source of this 2316-nucleotide messenger RNA. Its product is annotated as sulfotransferase 1E1-like. Gene Ontology annotation, biological process: sulfation. The transcript has 6 exons. Gene Ontology annotation, cellular component: cytoplasm. Lineage: Eukaryota; Metazoa; Mollusca; Bivalvia; Venerida; Veneridae. The record is from RefSeq and is a predicted model, not a curated record. Bases 133 to 1038 code for a protein of 301 amino acids. Gene Ontology annotation, molecular function: sulfotransferase activity.